AUGCUUGUCAACGCAACCCUCCCCCAAGGAUUUAUUCCGCCGGUGGUGAUGGAGUAUCCCGGGAUAACAGUAGGUGGUGGAUUCGCAGGCACAUCAGGAGAGAGUAGCUCGUAUCGGCAUGGUUUCUUUGAUCGAACGAUUUCUUGGAUUGAGAUUGUGAUUGGGAACGGCGAGAUCCUGCAAGCAUCCCCAACCGAAAACUCCGAUUUAUUCUUCGGUGCUGCGUGCUCCUUUGGAACCCUUGGAAUCACGACUCUACUGGAGCUGCAACUCAUAGAACUUCCGACAAACCCAGUAGUAGAAUUGGCCUAUUUUCCUAUCUCGGGUAUUGACGAGGCCAUCAGAAAAAUUGAAGAGCUUACACCAAACCCUGCGUAUCAGUAUCUGGAUGGUAUAAUGUUCACCAAGACGAAGGGAUGCAUCUGUGCCGGGUCAAUUACCAGUAUGGCAGAAAAAGAUCAGGUUCAAACCUUUACUCGUCCCACUGAUCCGUGGUUCUAUAUGCAUGCCGAAGACAUGGUUUCCUCGCUAUCAAACCUGGAGAAGGGGACCGCAUCCAAGGAACUAAUCCCAUUGACCGAUUACCUAUUCCGCUAUGACCGGGGAGGCUUCUGGGUGGGGAAGUACGCCUUUGAAUAUUUCCUAUUUCCCCAGACAAAGUUCAUGCGAUGGGUGCUGGAUGGAAUCUCCCAUACAAGGGUCAUGUAUCACGCCGUCCACAAGAGCGGGCUUUUCAAGGAGUACACUAUCCAGGAUGUUGCGGUGCCGUCUACUGGUGCCAAAGAACUGAUUGAUUUUCUUGAUGACUCGUUUGGGAGGUACCCAUUAUGGCUUUGCCCUGUCCGUACUACAACGACACAUGUGUCAGGGCUGAUGGCGCAACGGCGAAACCAUCCUGACCCAGACCAUCGUGAUAUGAUGCUCAGCAUUGGAGUAUGGGGUCCAGGACCGAAGGGUAAGAAGAACUUUGUCGACUUUAAUCGCAAGCUCGAGAAAGUCGUCAACAUGCUUGGGGGUCAAAAGUGGCUCUACGCACGGACCUACUAUACAGAGGAGGAAUUCUGGUCAAUCUAUGACCGUGAUACACUGGAUGGCUUACGACAGAAGUAUCAUACGUCGUACUUACCGAAUCUGUAUCAAAAAGUCCAAAUCCAGCCGGAAGAGGUCGUCAAGAAGCGGUCUUGGACAUCGCGGCUGGGAGACUGGGUAUUGAGUUGUUGGCCGAUUUCUGGGGCUUACGGGUUGAUGCAUACAUUCUGGCAUAAGGACUAUUUCGGAUCUGAUGUUCACCUGUGGCGACGAAGACUGACAGCCAAGCCGACAAUGUGUCGGCAGGCGGAUGAUGUCACUCGGUAUAAUUUUCCUGUCGUUUCCCUCAUAUGCUGGCUGCUGUGUCUCAACUUGUUCAAUGUUAUCAAUGCAUUUAUAUGGCCAAAUAAUGACAUGGACAGUUGGUGGAGUGGCGCUGGCCUUUGUGACGUGGAAGUCAAAGUGAUGAUUGCCAGCUAUGUUGCAGUGCCUGGGAACUUGGUCUGCAUCUUCCGCGCUCUGGCGGGCAUGAUUGAUACUAGACGUGCGAUGCUUGUCCCGAGCAAGCAGCAACGGCGGUGGAAUUUGGGCAUAGAUAUGUUAUUUUGUGUGAUCGUGCCCGUUCUGGCAAUGGCCACACAUAUAGUCUACCAGGCGAACCGAUACAUUCUGGUUGGCAUCUCGGGCUGCGUUAACAGCUUUGAUGAAAGUUGGGUGAGCCUCAUACUGGCAUGGAUCUGGCCUCUAUUAAUCUGCCUCAUGGCUGGCUAUUAUUGUGGCCUUGUGGUUUAUCGUCUUCACAGAUACCGAAACCAAUUUGGUGACAUCCUACAAGCAUCAAACAGCAACUUGAACAAAUCUAGAUUCAUGCGGCUAUUCAUCCUUUCCUUCAUUGUACUCCUGGCUAUUCUGCCGGUCCAGACAUACGUUGUCUACAAAAACAUAGAGCUUUCGCUACCGUGGCAUUCUUACUCAUGGAAUGUGGCACACGGACCACAUUGGAAUAAAAUCCUGAAGAUACCUUCGGGUGGUGAAGCCUUUUUCGAUCGCUGGUUUCCAGUGGCCGCUGGAUUCAUGUUGUUCAUCCUCUUCGGAUGCGGCAGAGACGCUUCCAGGAUAACUUGUACAGAGAACCCAGCUACUGCGAAUAGUAUCGACAGGAGCUCCAAUGACAUUGAGAAGGGCAGAGUCUCUUCGCCGAAACCCCAACGAGGAAAAAGCAUAUCUUGGCUUAAGCAUCCUUGGUCUCUUUGGCACCGCCCACUUCACCGCUCGUCUACUUCUAGUGGCGAGAGAAUCUUAUCCCAGUCGAACCUCUCUGCUCCGUCAAAUACAGUUUCCGCUAAUGCAUGGGCGGGCUCCAGCCAAAGCCGGGGAAGUAGCGAUCUUACUUAUAUGCCUGGAAGAGAGGCAUUCAUCCGAGUUAAACGCGACAUCAGCCAGGAUAGCGAAUUGCGAACAUGA
Aspergillus pseudonomiae is the source of this 2493-nucleotide messenger RNA. Its product is annotated as pheromone A receptor-domain-containing protein. Lineage: Eukaryota; Fungi; Ascomycota; Eurotiomycetes; Eurotiales; Aspergillaceae. Bases 1 to 2493 code for a protein of 830 amino acids. The transcript has 6 exons. The record is from RefSeq and is a predicted model, not a curated record. Gene Ontology annotation, biological process: steroid metabolic process; G protein-coupled receptor signaling pathway. Gene Ontology annotation, cellular component: membrane; cytoplasm. Gene Ontology annotation, molecular function: flavin adenine dinucleotide binding; mating-type factor pheromone receptor activity; Delta24(24-1) sterol reductase activity.